AUGACGCUGCCAUAUUACAGAAUAUCAUCGACUUUAGAAGGGCACAGCGAUGAUGUGAAAGCUGUGCAUGGCUGCUCAGACAAUUCAAUUUUAUCAGCCAGCAGAGACGGGAGUGUGAAAAGAUGGACGAUGGAUUUGAACGAGUACAAGCUGGAAGGGACAUACGUAGGGCAUGGUGCGUAUGUGAACAGCGUGGUAUACAAUGAGGAGAUAAUCUCAGGAGGUUCAGACUCGAGGGUGUUAGUGCACGAUUUGGACCGUCAGGACAAGCCCCGCGAGACCCUGCUAGAGCAUUGGGGCAACGUUUGCUGUUUAUCAGUACACUCGGAAACACUAGUCAGCGGCAGCUGGGAUUUGAGUGCGCGGGUGUGGAGAGCGCAAAAAGGGCAAUACGAGCAGACGCUCAGACUAGACGGACAUGAAGAGGCAGUUUGGGACGUUAAAUGUCUUUGCGAUGGCUCCUUCCUGACAGCCUCAGCUGAUAAGGUUAUUCGCCGGUUUGAUAAGUCCGGAAGGCUUAUCAAGCGCUAUCAAGGACACUCCGAGCCCGUUCGCUCACUUGCUUUGUUGAAUAACGACGCCUUCUUCUUGUCGGCGUCUAAUGAUGGCACACUGCGCAAGUGGGCUGUCGAGACUGGAGAGCAAGUGUGCGUUAUGCGUGGACAUUCGUCGUUUGUGUAUGCAGUGGCUGCACUUGCAUCGCCCACCGAUGAUGAUUUCGUUGUCAGUUGCGGAGAGGAUUUUGAAGUGAGAUUGUGGCUGGGUGAAACCUGCUUGCAGACUAUUCUCAUACCCGCUGUGUCUAUCUGGAGCGUCACUGUGCUUCCGAAUGGCGAUUUCGCAGUCGGUACUUCGCAGAAUCUUGUUCAUGUCUUCACACGUGCGGAAGAGCGUACAGCUACCAAUGUAGCUUUAGAUGAAUGGGAAGCACAAUCAGCGCAGCUGAAGGAGAGACAAACGGGCAGAUCAGAAGAGCGGUUGGUGAAUGAAAAGUCACCGGUACUGAUUGAUAUAGACGUCGAUGAUGACACACCGAAUCUGCAGCUCAAGUGGGAAAUGGGCGAUGAUGUAAACGAGACUGCCAGGAGGUUUGUCGAGGAGCACAGCUUGUCGCCGAACUAUGAAGAUCAGAUAGCGCAGUUCCUAUGGCAGGCCGUGGGAGGCGUAGGAGGGGUGGAGGUAGGACAGCAGAUUGAUAGCGUUGAGGGUGCGCAUAAUGAUGCGGAAGCAGAGUCAGAAUCAGAAUCAGAAUCAGAGUCAGAAGAGUCAUUAAAGCCGCCAAAGUCAAAUUCACAGUCAGAGUCAAAAUCAGAGUCGCCAAAGUCAAAGACAAAGUCGCCAAUUAAGCGACUCGCAGAAAUACUAACAUCCAGUGCGACUAGGAGGGUGAUUGUGAUGGCUGGCGCUGGAGUAUCGACGGGUGCGGGACUACCAGAUUUCCGCUCACCUAACACGGGGCUGUACGACAAUCUGAAGCAAUACAAUCUGCCCUACCCGGAGGCGGUUUUCGAUGUGGAUUUCUUCCGGGAGCAGCCCGAGCCAUUUUACGCUUUAGCCAAGGAGCUAUACCCUGGGUCGUACCUGCCUACGAUGACGCAUUAUUUCUUCAGACUGCUUGAAGUGCGAGGCAUUCUCAAGCGCGUGUUCACGCAGAAUAUCGAUACAUUGGAGAGAGUAGCGGGUGUUUCUGACGAGAAGAUGGUAGAGGCGCACGGGUCGUUUGUGCGAGCUCGUUGCAUAGAUUGCAAGGUGGUGAGCGAUGGGGCAUACGUCAAGCGGUGCGUAAUGCAAGGUGUCAUACCACGCUGUCAAGAGGAGAACUGCUCGGCUUAUGUUAAACCUGAUAUAACAUUCUUCGGAGAGGCUCUCCCGAAAAGGUUCUUCGAUCAGCUGGAUGACUUGGGUGAAUGCGAUCUGCUCAUGGUGCUCGGGACUUCGCUCGAGGUGCACCCUUUCGCUAGCCUCAUUGGUUUGGUGGAGAAGAGCGUUCCGCGCGCGCUGCUCAAUCUUGAACGUGUGGGUGAGCGCAAGUAUGACGGAGGGUUUGAUUUCGAGGACGGGAGCAGGGAUAUCUUCUGCGGAGGUAGAACAGACAAUGUCAUUGUCGAGCUGGCCAAGGAGUGUGGGUGGCUCGAUGAACUGAUGGAGCUGUACACCACUGAGCGGGGAAGCAAGGCGAAAGAGUUUGCACUGGAGGGUGCGCUCGACAAGUUGAGAUUGUAG
Wallemia ichthyophaga EXF-994 is the source of this 2223-nucleotide messenger RNA. RefSeq names its product NAD-dependent deacetylase sir2A. The record is from RefSeq and is a predicted model, not a curated record. Gene Ontology annotation, molecular function: ubiquitin binding; NAD+ binding. The coding region runs from base 1 to 2223 and encodes 740 amino acids. The transcript has 6 exons. Gene Ontology annotation, biological process: ubiquitin recycling; proteasome-mediated ubiquitin-dependent protein catabolic process. Lineage: Eukaryota; Fungi; Basidiomycota; Wallemiomycetes; Wallemiales; Wallemiaceae. Gene Ontology annotation, cellular component: nucleus; cytoplasm.